CAGCAAGAACGUGCUAGCUAGUGCUGUAGUCUCCGGGGCUGAGCUAGCUUUAUUUUUAGCAUGGGUUUGGGCAUAUUGUCCUCAAACAUUAAACAGUGGCUCUGCCGACCUUGAUUCCUUAGUGUGAGGCAGCAGAUGGAGGAGUGGGUAGUUAGUGAGCUGUAGAGUGAGCAUGAGCACGAGCUACCCCACGCCGCUUUAUUCCCACGCUGGACAAGGAGACUUCCGAGAGGUUUACGAGCCGGCGGAGGACUCCUUCCUCCUGAUUGAUGCUCUGGAGAAAGAUGCAGACCGGCUACAGCGGAUGAGCCCGUGUGUAUGUUUGGAGGUGGGCAGUGGCUCAGGAGUGGUGUCUGCAUUCCUGGCGUCGGUGGUGGGACCUUCGGCUUUAUAUAUUUGCACUGAUGUGAAUCCUGCAGCAGCACAAUGCACAGCAGAGACUGCUUCCUGUAACAGGGUGUCCCUGCAGCCGCUGAUCACAGACCUGGCUGACUCUCUUCUGCCCCAGCUGUGUGGGAAAGUGGACAUACUCCUCUUUAACCCUCCCUACGUGGUUACGCCUUCAGAAGAGGUGGGCAGCACAGGCAUCGAGGCCGCCUGGGCUGGAGGGGAGAGAGGGCGAGAGGUGACCGACAGAUUUCUGCCAGCUGUGGUGCAGCUGCUGUCCAAUAAAGGGCUGUUUUACCUCAUCACAAUUGCUGAGAAUGAUCCAGAGGAGAUCAUCCGCCUACUGGGCCAAAGUGGCUUGAAGGGAGAGUCGUGCUUGUCUACGAGAGCGAGAAACGAGAGGCUGUCCGUCCUGCGUUUCCACAGGAACCAACAAACAUGACUUCCUUGGACAUGUUUGUCCAGGAUGCAUUUCUUUUAGCCCCUGAGGCAGAAUUCAACAAGAGCAAAUCAUGGACAACUGGACAGCUGUUGAAUCUCUGCAGGACGAACAGCAUGGGAAAACUGUGCAAGGAAUUGGAUCAGUCAAAGGAUAUUUGUAAUCCAAGCUGGAUACGUGGAACGACAUUUAGGACUCUGGACAAAAAACAGCCACUAUCAAAAAUAAAUGAUUGAAAUCCUUACAA
Oreochromis aureus is the source of this 1073-nucleotide messenger RNA. It is a transcript of the gene hemk2, whose product is annotated as N-6 adenine-specific DNA methyltransferase 1. NCBI's taxonomy places the organism in Eukaryota, Metazoa, Chordata, Actinopteri, Cichliformes, Cichlidae. Gene Ontology annotation, cellular component: eRF1 methyltransferase complex. The transcript has 6 exons. The record is from RefSeq and is a predicted model, not a curated record. Gene Ontology annotation, biological process: methylation. Bases 173 to 829 code for a protein of 218 amino acids. Gene Ontology annotation, molecular function: S-adenosylmethionine-dependent methyltransferase activity; nucleic acid binding; protein methyltransferase activity.